AUGAUCCAGACUUGGCUCUCCACCAACAUUGACGCCAAUACGGAGAGCUCGGCUGUCGCCAACGUACUCACUUUCAACUUUACUGCUAGCGAAGACGCCGCUGCCGCUGCAGACUCGUCGACGGUCACCGGUCUACUUCUCGCCAUCUCUCAGACGCUCAGCUCGAUUUGUCAAGGCGGUAAUGCUACCAACCAGGUGACCUCAGCCAUCAAGGUGUGCCCGUCGCCGUCGCCCACGCCCUCCACAUCGGUCAGUGCCACGCCCAGCAGGGUCACGCCUUCCGCGACGCCCUCCAUCUCGGUGAGCCCCACGCCAACGAUCUCAGUGAGCCCCACGCCCUCACGGACGGCGAGUCCCACGAUCUCGGUGAGCCCCACGUCCUCGCAGUCGGCAACACCCUCCAUCUCGGUGAGCACCACACCCUCACGGACGGCCACGCCCACGACCUCGAGGACCGCCUCGAUGGUGUCGCCGCUGGCGGCCAACUCGACCUUUGGCAACACGGAGCCCACCAUCGACCUCUCAACCUCAUCUUCCGCGUCCACCGUUGCCAUCAGAUCGAGCCUGGAGGCCAUCCAGGUGGGCAACACAACCUUUUCCGGCAUCACUUGGGCGGUCAGCAGCGCCAUCAACAGCACCAUAAGGACCGAGAGAAUGUAUGAGGCCCAGCUGGACGCUUACACCAAUGCCACGCAGGUGUUCUCAUUCAAUGCCAAUAAUGCAUCGACGGCCAGCUUCUCCGGACGCGACUUCGUCAUCGCCGCGGGCUCCGUCAAGUGGUCGGUCAACUUCAGCUCGGCCACCAACGCCAGCGCCAUACAGGGUGUCACCCUGCGCUACCGCCUGUCCGACAUCGGUCCUGGGUCUCCGCCACCAUCGUCGUACAGGGCCAAACGAAGCCAGCAGCUGACAGUAAUCGAGCGUGCCGAGAACACGCCACGAGCCAACAUGACCUCGUACUACCUGGCCGUGCCCGCCUCCGACGCCCCAACAGCGUCUGCGGAGGUAGUGGUAAUGGUGGUCGAGAUGUUCGACGUGGCCCUGGUCGACGACACAGCCUUCACGCCGAUCGCGCACGCAGUCGACGUGGUGAGCGACAGCCACUACGAGCUCGAGCUGGUCUUCCCAGCCUUCAACCGGUCCCUCUACUACGACCCAAGCCUCGGGCUGGGCGUGUUGCUGGGCUCAUCAGGCGGUCGCGGCGAUGACUUUGGAGGUGGCGGAGAGGACUUGGGCCUGAUAGUUGGCGUGGCUGUGGGCGUGGGGGUGGCCGGCGUGUUGGUGGUGAGCGUGAUCGUGGCGGGCGUGGUGGUGGCUGUGCGACAGAAGAAAAGGAGGCAGCCGCUUUCAUCGGUGGUCAACUUCCAAGGUGGCGAAGUUGAUUCAGGCUUGUAA
Molecule: messenger RNA, 1395 nt
Organism: Acanthamoeba castellanii str. Neff
Lineage: Eukaryota; Discosea; Longamoebia; Acanthamoebidae
Exons: 4
Coding region: 1-1395 (464 amino acids)
Source: RefSeq, a predicted model, not a curated record